ACACACACACACACACUCUAUCUCUCUCUCUCUCUCAACCACAUAACUUAUUCAUGAGGACCGUAACAAGUAACCACAGCCCCACGCCGUUUUCUCCCCCUCUUUUUAAACCCCUUCAUCCCUCUCUCCCCCCUCCCAUAACCCACCCACCUCACUCUCACACCACAACCCCGUCUCUCUCUCUCUCUCUCACGACAUGGGAGCUAAGCAGUACCACUUCGAGCCAAUCACAAAAUGCAGCUCCGGCGGCCGAUCCAACCAGACCGUGGCGGCAGACCUCGACGGCACCCUCCUGGUCUCCCGCAGCGCCUUCCCCUACUUCAUGCUGGUGGCCCUUGAGGCCGGCAGCCUCCUCCGCGCCCUCCUCCUCCUCGCCUCCGUCCCCUUCGUCUACUUCACCUACCUCUUCCUCUCAGAGGCUUUCGCCAUCAACACUUUCGUCUUCAUCACCUUCGCCGGCCUCAAAAUCCGCGACGUCGAGCUCGUUGCCCGCUCCGUCCUCCCCAAGUUCUACGCCGAGGACGUCCACCCCGACACCUGGCGGGUCUUCAAUUCCUUCGGGAAGCGCUACAUCGUCACGGCCAACCCCAGAAUCAUGGUGGAGCCGUUCGUGAAGAACUUCAUGGGCGCCGAUAAGGUUCUGGGGACGGAGCUGGAGGUGACCAAGUCCGGCAGGGCCACUGGGUUUACAAGGAAGCCUGGCGUUCUCGUGAGGGAGCACAAGAGGAUGGCCGUGAAGAGAGAGUUUGGUGCCAAUUUGCCAGAUUUGGGACUCGGGGAUAGAGAGACUGACUAUCAGUUCAUGUCCAUUUGCAAGGAAGGAUACCUGGUGCCAAGAACAAAAUGCGAGCCGCUGCCAAGGAACAAGCUGCUAAGCCCCGUGAUAUUCCACGAGGGGCGGAUGGUUCAGCGCCCAACCCCACUGGCGGCCCUCCUCACCUUCCUCUGGCUCCCCAUCGGCGUCAUCCUCUCCCUCCUCCGCGUCUACAUCAACAUCCCCUUGCCCGAAAAGAUCGUCCGCUACAACUACAAGUUCCUCGGCAUCAAGCUCAUCGUCAAAGGCACCCCUCCCCCGCCUCCCAAGCCCGGCCACCCCGGCGUCCUCUUCGUCUGCAACCACCGCACCGUCCUCGACCCCGUCGUCACCGCCGUAGCCCUCGGCCGCAAAAUCAGCUGCGUCACCUACAGCAUUAGCAAGUUCUCCGAGCUCAUCUCCCCCAUCAAGGCCGUCGCCCUGUCCCGCGAGCGAGACAAGGACGCCCGCAACAUCAAGCGUUUGCUGGAAGAAGGCGACCUCGUGAUCUGCCCCGAGGGGACCACCUGUCGCGAGCCAUUCCUCCUCCGCUUCAGCGCGCUCUUCGCCGAGCUCACCGACCGGAUCGUGCCCGUGGCCAUCCACGCCAAGCAGAGUGUGUUCCACGGGACCACCGUCCGCGGGUUCAAGUUCCUGGACCCGUAUUUCGUGUUCAUGAACCCCAGACCGGUCUACGAGAUCACGUUCCUGAAACAGUUGCCGGCGGAGCUCACUUGCCGGGGCGGGAAGUCGCCGAUCGAAGUGGCGAAUUAUAUUCAGAGGGUGCUGUCAGGGACGCUGGGGUUUGAGUGCACCAAUCUGACGAGGAAGGAUAAGUACGCGAUGCUCGCAGGGACGGACGGCCGGGUUCAGGCGCCGACGAAGGAAAAGAAGGAAGAAGAAGAAUGAAUGAAGUAACUAAAAAGUAAAUCGAUUUAAAUAUUUUUAGUGAAUCGGUGGAUCUUUUUCUUUUUCACAUGUUUUGAAUUAAUCAAAUGUUGUCAUUACAAUAAACUUAUUGUGAGAAAAUCACAAGAUAUGAUCAGCUAAUCUACAUGUAUAUUGAUGUUAA
Molecule: messenger RNA, 1865 nt
Organism: Malania oleifera
Lineage: Eukaryota; Viridiplantae; Streptophyta; Magnoliopsida; Santalales; Ximeniaceae
Product: glycerol-3-phosphate 2-O-acyltransferase 6
Exons: 2
Coding region: 197-1702 (501 amino acids)
Biological process (GO): cutin biosynthetic process
Cellular component (GO): membrane
Molecular function (GO): phosphatase activity; glycerol-3-phosphate 2-O-acyltransferase activity
Source: RefSeq, a predicted model, not a curated record